Saccharomycodes ludwigii is the source of this 360-nucleotide messenger RNA. RefSeq lists its product as uncharacterized. Lineage: Eukaryota; Fungi; Ascomycota; Saccharomycetes; Saccharomycodales; Saccharomycodaceae. The coding region runs from base 1 to 360 and encodes 119 amino acids. The transcript has a single exon. The record is from RefSeq and is a predicted model, not a curated record.
AUGGAUUCAAAUACUACAUUAUUAUAUGAUUAUGAACAUGAAAAGGAAUUGGAAAUAAAUAAUAAAUUAUCCAACACAUAUAAGUCCGAUUUUUCAGAUUUGGAUGCUUUGGAUUCAUCUGAAUAUGAUAGCGAAUGGGAAUUCAGCGAACAAGAUGACUGUUGCACCGAUGCAUCUGAAGAUUUAAAUCAGGUGAUAGCUACCAGUGAUAACAAUAUUAUCGGGGUAGAGAUUAGUGAGCAUAUGUUAAACUCUGAUAAAAUAAAUAUGAUGAAAGGAUUGAUAUUGGGUUCUAUAUUUGGUGCUAUGUUUGCAAGUUAUGUUGCACCAUUAAUUUCUAAAAUAAUUAACAAGAAUUAA